AUGUCUCCUCGGAGACUCGUUGAUGUUACCCUCGACAUUGCCCCUUCCAUCCUCGAGCUAGCGGAGAGUGCCCUCGCACUUGCUCCUGUUCCAGGGCUACCGCUCAUCGCGAAAGGAUUGGGGUUUAUUGUCGUCCGAGAGAACAGCGAAGAACUUGAUGCCUUCCUUGCCCAGGCCAAGGAGCUGGAGGCCGUUAUCGAAAGGACGAUACAGAAGGCGGAAACCGUGGUUGAAGAAUGCGAUGGUAAUGACCACGACAAGAAAGAGCUGGCCGAGAAGAUCAAACACUCAGAGAAGCUUCAAGAGCGGACACGGGACCUACUAGGUACAAUCGGCGAGCUUCAGGGGUCGGCGGGGGAACUGAAGGGCGGUGCAGGAUUCUGUGGGUUCUUCAAAGGGGCUAUCUAUUCAUCUCGCAAUCAGGCUGUCUUGUCAGACAUGAAGAAAGAAAUGGCACAAGCACUGAGGAUUUUCAAGAUUCGUGGCUCAAUCUCCAUCGAGAAUAUCUUUGACGAGGUCGCACUAGCAACAAAGGAAAUUCAGCGUCAAUUGCGGGAAGCCGAGGACCUCAAAAUCAUCGAAUCCAUCCCGUGGGCAUCUGCAGGCUAUCGCUCGGUAGACGAGCUCAAGAGUGGGUUCAUGCAAGGUACCCGAAAAAAUCUCUUCGCGGAGCUGGACCUAUGGUCGGCUGGACGGUUUCCCGAGUGUGGGCCGAAGCGAUUCUACCUCCUCAGUGGUGGAGCGGGUAUGGGCAAGUCUUCCGUCACCCACCAGCUCUGCGUCCGUCUUGAUGCGGCAAGGGAACCCUCGCUCAGGUUAGGCGCAUCAUUCUUUUUCGUCCGCGGUGCUGGCGACCUGGAGUCAACCAGCCUGUUCUUUUCAACCUUCGCGCGGCAGCUGGCGUUGUCCCGGCCAGUCCUUCGGCCCUAUAUCAUCAGCGCCGCGCGAGAGUACCUUCAGCAUGGCGAGCGGCAGCAGAUGCACCACACGUUCCAAGAACUCCUUCGAAAAGCUCUCACUGCCGCACCCGUGUCCGAGCAGGUGCCGACGCUGCUCGUCGUCGACGGCAUGGACGAAUGCAAGGACAGGGCCCUUGUACCUGACCUCCUCCGAUACUUGCUCGAGCUGGUCCGAGAACUACCCUGGCUACACGUCUUCGCCGCGUCGCGACCAGAGCCUCACAUCCUGUCAGUUCUUGCAUCUCCCGGCUCGGCAGAUCUCGUUCAUCAUCGGAGAUUGGACGACACGCUGAUGGAUGGGAGCGACGACGUGAAGCGUUAUCUCAGUGAUGUGGUACCGAAGAUACCCUCAUACGCCGAUUUCCUGCGCAAACACCCUGACGCCCUUGAACGCCUUGCCCGACGUGCAGGCGGGCUGUUCAUUUUCGCCCGCAUCGUAGUGAACUUCUUUGACACGAUCCACGACCACCCGGAGGAGCAGUUCGAGCUUGUUCUCUCUGGUGGAGGUACGGCGCUGUCGCCUCUCGAUGCGCUGUACCUGCAGAUCCUACGGUCCGCUUUUCCCCCGGAGACUUUGCGCACUUUGCCUGCCCGGCACAAGCGCCUUCUCUCGCUGCUGCGUUUUGUUGCGUUGGCACGACACCCCCCGACCCCUGAGACCAUUGCGUUCUACGCACGUGGGCUGUCUCUGGACGAUGUCUUCACCGUGGUGGACCACCUGCGUUCCGUGUUGCUGGUCAACAUGAACGGGCGCGUAGUACCCCUUCACGCCUCCUUCUGCGAAUUCCUCGUCGACGAAGGACGCUGCAGCGAUGCGCUCUACCAUGUGAACUCUUCCGAAGGACACGCAUACCUCGCAACCGCUUUCUUGGCGUCCAGUUCGUUCGAAAACUACGCAGAAGCCCUGGUCAACGAGAGCACGCAUGUCGACUACCUGGCCAUGAAAAUAGGCUGGCGGGAACACCUUAAGCAGGCCAAGCAUACUGCAGAUUUGGAGGCGCAGCUAUCUCAGUUUGUGCACAGUAUCCAACUGGCCCUGUAUCUAUGGUUCUACAAGGAGUUCGAACCUCGGCGAAAAGACUAUCGUAUCCGGUGUAUAUGGAACUGCCUACAGCCGUGUAGAGCCAGGACAGCAAUAUGUUCUGAAUUUCUCAAAUUUGGUCUUUACAUCGAGCUAUGGCAGUCCGCCAUGCUCAAUUCUCCAGGUCUUAAGUUACCACGAAUUAGCUCGGGUGACAUAAUCAGAACCAGUCAGACGCUGCCCUCCGAAAUCCAAGAGCUCCUUCCCAACCUAGACCUCACCGUCGAAAGUGACGACUUGAUACGAUAUCAGGCCAUCAUGAAGAGCUUCAUGACAGAAAUCAUGAAGCAGGAUGAAAGAGCCAGGUCGCUUUGGUGCCUGGGCCUUGACAUGUAA
Messenger RNA from Phanerochaete carnosa HHB-10118-sp, 2376 nucleotides. RefSeq lists its product as uncharacterized. Gene Ontology annotation, molecular function: ATP hydrolysis activity. The record is from RefSeq and is a predicted model, not a curated record. The transcript has 7 exons. Lineage: Eukaryota; Fungi; Basidiomycota; Agaricomycetes; Polyporales; Phanerochaetaceae. Bases 1 to 2376 code for a protein of 791 amino acids.